AGCUACCGGUGCUUUGCUGGUGUUUGACGUGGCACUCUGCUUACAGAAAGUAACAGACGGUGAGGAGGACUCUGCCCCACUAUCCAGGUUGUCGGGGAUCUUCCAGCUUGGUAUGAGGAGACAGUGACACCGGUCCCUUCAAAGAUGAGCCAACAGGGUUAUGUAGCUGCCCCUCCGUACUCCCAGGCCCAGCCGGGGAUGGGGGGCUAUCAAGGUGGAUUUGGAGCCCCUCCUGCCCAGGGCUUCUAUGGACACUAUGGAGGACCACCUCAGUCAUUCAAUUCUCCACCAGCAGGUAUGAAAUCAACUGUUUCCUCUGCUGCUGGAACGCCACUCCCUCCCRUGCCCGCUUCGUACAGUUCUAACGUCCAGCAGAACGGGGCUCACCCUCAAAGGUAUCCUCCAUCACCUGCUGCAUCUGCUCCAUAUAGUCAGCCUCCACACUCUGGAUACAACAACAUGGCUUCCUCUGGCCCCCCUUCAACACAGCAGCUCACCAAUCAGAUGACUUCCAUGAACCUGGGGAACUAUGGUAUGAUGGCUCUUUGCUGUUUUCUACUUUGACGAAUUAGAAAACAUUUUGAUGGUUGUAGUUUUGUUGAAAUCAGGAGACUGGGGGUUUCGAGAGAUGACAGCCUUUCAGUUAGAGCUGGGCGAUAUGAUCAAAAUUU
Austrofundulus limnaeus is the source of this 671-nucleotide messenger RNA. RefSeq names its product protein transport protein Sec24D. Bases 145 to 564 code for a protein of 139 amino acids. The record is from RefSeq and is a predicted model, not a curated record. The transcript is spliced from 4 exons. Lineage: Eukaryota; Metazoa; Chordata; Actinopteri; Cyprinodontiformes; Rivulidae.